AUGUCACAAGAGAAAGUUGGUAUUUUCACUUUACUUUAUUCUUUGGAUUAUUUGCCUGGUGUGUAUACGCUUGGUUACCAAGUCAAGAAGCUUUUGGAACAGUCGAAUAGAGUUGGCUCAAUUACUUUGGGUUUAUUAGUUUCUAAAAAUCUCUGGGAACACAGUAUUGACGAAUAUAACAGAGAUGUCUUGUCAAAGUUAUAUCAAGACAUUGUGCAAUUUGAAGACGAUCUAGACCAAUCCCAUUAUGAUGAGAUUAAUUCUGAAAAUUUGAAACUUUUACAAAGACCUGAAUUAUCCUUUACCUUUUUCAAAUUAAAUUUAUGGCAACAAAUUAAGUAUGCUAAAAUUAUCUAUCUUGACGCAGAUACUUUACCUUUGAAAUCGACUUUCUUGGAUAUUCUAGAUUUAACAUCAGAACAGAAUAAGCAUGAGAUUGCCGGUGCUCCUGAUAUCGGUUGGCCAGAUAUGUUCAAUAGUGGUGUACUAUCACUAAUACCAGAUUUACAAAUUUAUCAGGAUUUGAAAGCUUUUACGGUGGAAAACUGUUCCAUUGAUGGUGCUGACCAAGGUAUAUUAAAUCAAUUUUUUAAUCCUAUAUGUUUGGAAAAUGAAAAUACCUCAGCUCGUAAUUGGAUUAGGUUACCAUUUUUGUACAAUAUGACAAUACCUAAUUCUGGUUACCAGUAUUCUCCAGCGGUUAAAAAUUUUGCUGACAAAAUUAAUAUUGUUCAUUUUAUUGGUGCAGGAAAACCAUGGAAACAAGGAAGAGAUACAAAUACCGACAAUAAAUAUUUCUCUAUUUGGAAUGAUAUCUUCACACAAUUUGGUGUUGAGUAUAUGUUAUCAGCAACUUUCGCGGAAACUGUUGAAAUUUCAGAGGAAUGUCACAGAGAACAACAAAAUUGGGUUGGAGAAGAAAUUGGUAUAGAGCAAGAGAUACAACAUGAAGUCGACUAUUCGAAAGUUGAAUGUAAUGGAAUUGAUUAUGGUCCAGUUGGUAAUUAUGACAAUGAUACUUUGAAAACCAUUCAGGAAUCAAGAAUCAAUUCAAGCUUUGUCUCCCAAUUUCAGUAUCAACCCGAACCAUCUGCGCCAGUUCCAGAGCAGUUCACUCAAGGGUACAUUGAGGAGUGUCAAAAUGAGGGAAAUCAGGAAAUGCCUAUCGAAAACCCACAUGAAAAGGAGGAAGAGCAACGCCAACAUACUGUUAUCCCUCAUGGUGACGAUUUAAUUGUUAUCAAUGACGAUCAAAAAGUCUCAGUGUACCCUCUUUCACAAUCUAGUGACAAAAUUAUUUAUGGAAGAUUAUUACCAAGUUCUAAAUUAUCUAGUACAUUAUCAUACGAAAAAUUGAUCAAACAAAGUAAGACACAUAAAUUAUUUGACUGGGAAUCUACUGACUAUAUCAAGAACGUCGAGAGAUCUUUCCCUGAGCCAGUAGAUGACGAAGAAGAAGAGCUAGAAGGGGAAAAUGAAGAAAUAAAUAACGAGUCGUCUCUGGAAGACGAUUGCGACGAAAACGGUUGUGAGGCCCAGAAUAAAGAUGAUAAUAUUCCUCAACAACCACAACAGAAAAUCAGCCCUAUUUUCGAAUGGGAAAGAACCGAUUAUCUUUCUAGGGUUGAACGUGUGUUUGAUUUUUAA
This is a messenger RNA of Vanderwaltozyma polyspora DSM 70294, 1647 nucleotides long. Its product is annotated as glycosyltransferase family 8 protein. The transcript has a single exon. The record is from RefSeq and is a predicted model, not a curated record. Gene Ontology annotation, molecular function: glycosyltransferase activity. Bases 1 to 1647 code for a protein of 548 amino acids. Lineage: Eukaryota; Fungi; Ascomycota; Saccharomycetes; Saccharomycetales; Saccharomycetaceae. Gene Ontology annotation, cellular component: cytoplasm.